CAGGUCAAGUGGAAGCAGAAAGAGGAGGAAGCCUACGCCAGGAACUGAGGGAUUGGAACAGAAAAGUGGGUGGAGCCAGUGGGCUCCACCCCCGCCUCCUCCGGCUUGGCUACAACCUACUUUCUGCGGAGUCGUUCCAGACAGGUGAGAGAGGAACUUCUAAGACCGGAGCCUGGGGAGGGGCCAUGGUGCCAAGACAGUUUUGGGGGAGACUGGAGAAGCCGCUUCUCUUCCUGUGCUGCGCCUCCUUCCUCCUGGGGCUGGCUUUGCUGGGCAUACAGCCAGACAUCGCCCCUGUUGCUUAUUUCUUUCUCACCUUGGGUGGCUUCUUCUUGUUUGCCUGCCUCCUGGCCUGUAUUCUGGAAUGGGGGUUCCGAUCAAUGCAGACCGAGAAUUCGGGGGCCUCAAGCAAUGCACGCGACAACGAAGCCUUUGAGGUGCCAACCUAUGAAGAGGCUGUGGUGUUGGAAUCACAGUGCCGCCCCCAAGAGCUGGGUCAACCACCCCCCUACAGCAGUGUUGUAAUCCCCCCAGUACUUGAGGAAGGACAGCCUGGCCAUCCAGAGGGGCCCGAAAGAGCUAGACUGGAAAGGCGAGUGGGCUCAGAGGGAUCUGUGACCUCAGGAAACCCUGGAAGAGCUCCAAUCAGCCUUCGGCUUCGGGGACCCCGAGCUGUAUCCACUGCUCCUGAUCUGCAGAUCUUGGGGAUGCCCCCCAAACUGGAGCCUCUUACCCCACCCCCCGACUAUGAUGUCAGCUUUGGUCAACCUGAUGAUGUUUUCUUUGAAAACAACCGGACACCCCCCUAAAAGACUAUGCCAGGAUAUAUCCUCUCUGCGCCAGACUCAUUCAUUCAUUUGACCAACAUUUCCCAGUGCCUGCCACGUAUCAAGAACUCUGUUUCCACGUGGGGAACUUAACAACACAGAGGGGAGUCAGGCUAUCCUAAGCCUCUCCCAGCUGAGAUGUACAUAGCACUGUUGGAGUCUUCGAGUAACAUUCAGUGACCUACCCCAUAUCCGAUAUUUCCAGAGUUAGACGAGUAUGAGAGGAGUGACCCAGAGAAUCUGGAGAAGGAAGAAAAGAAACAUCUGAGUGACAGCUAUGUUGCUUCUGUUCUGGGUGCUUCAUCUCUAUUAGCACAAGGAGACUUUCCCAGCCUUGUGAGGUAUUACUGCCCUCAUUUGAAAAAUAAGGAUCCCAAGGGUCAGAGGAGUUUGAUAAUUUGCACAGGGGCACACUGCUAGUAAAUAGCAUAAAAAUGUUUACUCUUCUGA
This is a messenger RNA of Neofelis nebulosa (Clouded leopard), 1277 nucleotides long. RefSeq names its product transmembrane protein 139 (gene TMEM139). The record is from RefSeq and is a predicted model, not a curated record. Bases 186 to 809 code for a protein of 207 amino acids. The transcript is spliced from 3 exons. Lineage: Eukaryota; Metazoa; Chordata; Mammalia; Carnivora; Felidae.